AUGCACUCGGUGUUUAUAAUUGCACUUAUUUGUGUUUUUCACGUGAAUGUUAACUUAAGCAAAGCUGCGUUCACAAAUGUGGCAUAUUCAAAACCAGUGACUUUAAGUUCUGUUUAUUCCGGUCAUCAUGGUUAUUUUCCGGGACCUAACGCUGUAAACGGACUCCUGUCUGACUUUGUCCAUACGUCUACUGAGAAAUCACCUUGGCUCAGGAUAGAUCUAGAGGCAAAUUUUCAAAUCCAUGAAAUAGAAAUGUUUGCCAGAUCUGGCUGUUGUGGUGAUCAGCUUCACGAUGUUGAAUUUACAGUUGGAGAGAACAUUCAUGACAUGCAUUUCUGCGGACAUUUUACUGGGCACGCUUCAACCGGUCAGCGGAUUACAGUGUUUUGUCCCCAUAACACCGUGGGACGUUAUGUACAAUUACAGACCGUCAACGGAAAUUCGAACGUCUUGACUCCUGCAGAAGUUUUUGUCUGGGGUGUUCGUGAAAUACAUUAAAGUA
Messenger RNA from Magallana angulata, 502 nucleotides. RefSeq names its product fucolectin-like. NCBI's taxonomy places the organism in Eukaryota, Metazoa, Mollusca, Bivalvia, Ostreida, Ostreidae. The transcript has 2 exons. The record is from RefSeq and is a predicted model, not a curated record. The coding region runs from base 1 to 498 and encodes 165 amino acids.